AUGUCCAGCCAUGUGACUCCUGGGGUCCCAGAGCUCUUGGAUCCAGCACACCCCCAGAAGAAGGCCUCUGCUCAUGAGGUCAGCAACAUACAGCACACGCCUGCAGAGCAGCACACGCCUGCAGCACAGUCUGAAGUCCUACAGCCCAAGGACAUCACCACACCUGAGCAGGGUAGUGACAUCUCCAAUUCCUCAGCACAAACCAUCCCGCCCAAGCAGGGUGGCAUCUUCAAUUUCUCAGAAAAAAACAUACUGCCCAAGCAGGAUGGCACCCCCAAUUCCUCAGCAAAAAGCAUCCUGUUCAAGCAGGCUGACAUCCCCGAUUUCCCAGCCAAAACCAUUCUGCCAAAGCAGGGCAGCGCCCCCAAAACCAUCCUGCCCAAGAAGAGUAACAUCUUGAAUUUCUCGGAAAAAGCUAUCCCACCAAAGCAGAGGGACAUCCCCAAGUCCCCAGCCAAAACCAUGUUGCCCAAGCAGGACACCCCGGCAAAAACCAUUCUACCCAAGCAGGGGGACAGUCCCAGUUCCUCAACAAAACCUGUGCUGCCCAAGCUGGGCAACAUCCUUAAGGUGUCAGCAAAAACCAUUCUGCCUAAGUGGAACAACACCCCCAAGUCAUUGGAAGAAACCAUGCAGCCCAAAGAAGGUGGCACCCCCAAGUCCUCAGAAGAAGCUGUACAGCCCAUAGAAGACAAUAUCCCAAAGCUGGCAGAAGAAGCAAUGGAGCUCCUGGAUGUGGACAUGGUAAAAGUGAUCCUGAGCAAGGAGGACUUUGAACUGGCGCUCAAGGAGGCUGGGGAGAAGCUGGUGGUCGUGGAUGUCUCGGCCACAUGGUGUGGGCCUUGCGGGACCAUCAAGCCCCUUUUCCGUUCCCUGUCUGUGAAGCACGAGGAUGUGGUGUUCCUGGAGGUAGACGUGGAUGAUUGCGAGGAGCUGGUGAAAGACCUUGAGAUCAUAUGCAUCCCAACCUUUCAGUUUUAUAAAAAAGAAGAAAAGGUGGGUGAAAUUUGUGGUGCCCUUAAGGAAAAAGUUGAAGCAAUCAUUGCAGAAUUAAAGUAA
This is a messenger RNA of Manis javanica (Malayan pangolin), 1059 nucleotides long. RefSeq names its product thioredoxin domain containing 2 (gene TXNDC2). The record is from RefSeq and is a predicted model, not a curated record. NCBI's taxonomy places the organism in Eukaryota, Metazoa, Chordata, Mammalia, Pholidota, Manidae.